Molecule: messenger RNA, 648 nt
Organism: Sinocyclocheilus grahami
Lineage: Eukaryota; Metazoa; Chordata; Actinopteri; Cypriniformes; Cyprinidae
Product: probable ATP-dependent RNA helicase DDX59
Exons: 1
Molecular function (GO): RNA helicase activity; ATP binding; nucleic acid binding
Source: RefSeq, a predicted model, not a curated record
GUUUCUACGUCUCCACCUGAUACCUGUCCUCCAGAUGAGACUGUACAUACAGAAAAAGAGGAGGAACCCCAUCAGAUAGAGACUGAAGAAGCAGAUGAAGAGGAGGAACCGGUGAAGUCCUUCAAGAAGAACCAGAGAUGGCCAGAGCCAGGAGAGCCCGUGUGUGUCAUGUGCGGUCGAUAUGGAGAAUACAUCUGCGAUAAAACAGACAACGAUGUCUGCAGCCUGGAGUGUAAAGCCAGUCAUCUGGCUAAAAUGUGCUUGGAUUUCGGAGAGAAGGUGUUUUCUAUAGAUCUGCAGGAGGGUUCAGAGAGCUCUAGUGCAGCAGACACGGAGCUCAGUUACUCUUACAAGGAGGAUGUGUUCAUAUCUGAACUGACUGAGGAGCAGGUUGAGAGGGUUAAAACCGAGCUGGCGAUAGUGACUGCUGGCACUGAGGUCUGUAGACCCAUUAUAGAGUUUGAACACUGUAACUUUCCCACAGCGCUCAGGCUCAACCUGAAGAAAGCCGGGUAUGAGGCUCCCACUCCCAUCCAGAUGCAGAUGCUGCCUGUUGGUUUGAAUGGCAGAGAUGUGAUUGCCUCUGCAGAUACAGGCUCUGGAAAGACAGUUGCCUUCCUUCUUCCAGUGGUCAUGCAUGCUCUCCAG